AUGAACGCCACACCUACCAACCGUCUCAAGCUGACCCCGUCUAAUUCUCCCUAUCUUCAACGUCCCUCUCGAUCUCCCCUGCGAGGGCGUCCCCAUCAUGAAUCUCGCCUCGCCCUCAAGAGGGUGGUAGGGACCACCUGCGUCUCCCCUACCGGUUUUGACGCUGUACAGUCCUCCUUUGCCUAUAUUGCCGGCGGUGCUGUCGUGGUCGUAGACGUGGACGGGGAACAUUAUUCGCAACGCUUCUACAGAGCGAGGCCUACCGCUCAGCCCGUUUACGGCGCCACGCACUCUCACUCUGCGUCGGCUUACGCGCCGUCUACCCCCACCUCGACACCCAAAGCCAACGAUAGUAGGAACAGAGUGGCCUUGGGCGCCCGUGAAUCCUUUUAUGGCUCUGUCGACUGGUCCGAGUCCCCUACCUCCAGAACCUGGACCAGCCGCGAGCGCAUCAAGGCGGCAACCUGUCUGGCCUUGAGCCGGGAUGGAAAAUACCUGGCUGUCGGUGAAACAGGCUAUGCUCCCCGUGUUCUCAUAUUUGGCCUCGAAGAUAACUCUUCCGAUACCCCGCUCGUUUCCAUCAGCGAGCACGCCUUCGGCGUCAAGGCUAUAGCCUGGUCCGCUGACACUAGGUGGCUCGCCUCACUUGGCACUGCCAACGAUGGCUUUCUCUAUCUCUGGAGAGUAGAUGCUCGGACCGGAGCCGCCAAGCUCCACCAACAGAACAGGUGUACAUCCACCAUAAAGGGCAUGGUCUGGAUGGGGAACAAUCUGGUCACUUUCGGCGUUCGCCAUAUCAAGGUCUGGAAAGCCGACGACGCCCAGGCCGUGUCCCCCGUCAAACAAAAGUUCGCGUCUGAGCCCGCCACCGCCUCGCACUCGAACUAUUCGAAGAGAAAAGCCCUUCCGGGCCGCAACGUGCUCCUGGGUCCCCUCCUAGCGGCAACCUUCACCUGUGCCGUCGCCGUGGAUGACUCCCGCAUCGUCGUUUGCUCUGAGGGGGGCGAUGUGUGCAUUGUCGACGAUCAUGGGAAACAAGCGAGGCUGCUUCGUUGCAUCAAUCUCGACUUCCCCGUCGCCUCCAUUACCAUCCGCCACGCCACCGUUUACGUCGGGGGCAAAUCUGGCCAAUUUGCCACCCUUAGCCUGAGGGCGGUCCUGGACUGUCUGCCGGAAUGUGUACUAACAAGGAGCAAGGCGCGGACUGGCCUCGUCGCCAUGGGCUUCUUGAUCGAGAAUUUAGUCAUUAUCGACGCAAAACGUUCGAUAGACAUUUGGAGCUCAAGUUAUAUCCCCGGUGAGACGGAGGAAGACGACUCUCACAUUCAGCUGCCCGGUCACGGAGAUCAGAUCCUGGGUAUUCAGGCUCUACCCAAACCCAACGUUCAGGACGCUGCCUUCCUGACAUGGUCGGGGUCUGGGCGGGUAGUUUUCUGGGAUCUGGACGGGAGAAUCAAGUCGUCCCUCCAUGUUCCCCUCGAACAGGUUGUCCCUGAAAACGACAUGGACACCGGAAACCAGCUCAACAUCGUCCGCGCCACUAGGGCUGGGAAGCUUCUUCUGGUGGGAGACAAGCUCGGAGUCCUCAAGGUCAUCGAUGCCAAGACCCAGCAGUGCUUGCUGGAGACCAAAGCCCAUGCCGCGGAUUGCCAGUCCAUCAGCGUCUAUGAAGACGAUUCGAAGUUUUUAAUGGCCUCAUGCGGAAGGGACCGAACCACCCAGCUGUUCCACCGAUCAUCCCGAGGCGCCAUCGAACAUGUUCAGACGCUCGAUUCGCCGGCCAAGGUGGUCAAGGUACAUAUGCCAUCCGACAGCAGAAUUAUCACCUGUUCCUUGGAUAGAUCGAUGCAGAUUUACGACGUAGUCCGCAAGGAAGAAGACCCCAACGCGAUCGCGGCUCUCAAUUCGCGACACAUCGCCCUGAAGGCAUCCCCGACCUCCUUCGUCUUGGGCGAAGGCGACAACACGGCUUUCGUGUCCAUGCUGGAUCGAUCCGUCUGUCAGUACGAUCUCGCUACAGGCAAGCAACUCUCGUCUUUUCGCUGCGUCGACGAAAGAGGCGUGGAGGCCGCAAUCCUCGAUUCGUUGACUGCAAGCCCUUGUCCUGGCAAGGAAGGCGGCAUCUUGCUGGGGUUAUCGAACACAGACAAAUCCGUCCGAUUAUACGACGCCCAAACCGGUAGCUUUAUAGACCGCGAGUGGGGACACACGGAAGCCAUCAAUGGCGUUGCACUCGUCGAUGAUGAAGACGGGUAUCAGAACGUCGUCAGCGUGGGCUCGGACGGGACCAUGAUGCGCUGGGGCAUGGACAUGCAGGAAUACUCGCCUGGUUCGACGAGUAGAGAUCCGUCGCCCGUAAAGAGUGCGGAUUCCGUUUCGGCCCGUCCUCCGCUGCGACGCGUUCUUUCCAAGGCGGAACUGGCUGAAUUUCAGCGACCCUCCCCGACGACUGGCCGCCGCUCACCGCCCAGGACUUUGAAUCGGCGGACGUCGCGAUAUGGUCUGAACCUGAACAGUGCUGUCACUCCAAAAGGGACUCACCAGUCCAGCCCGUCUGGUACCAUUGCCGAAAACGACACCCCAUGCCGUCGUCUGUCCUCUAAUAGCCCCUCCAAUAGUCCACCCCAAAGCCCGAAAUCGCGGGUGUCGAGGCGCCCGUCGUUGCCGGCCCUCAGCAUCAACUCUCGAAAGAAGAGUUCGCCUAGCCUGCGAAGCGGCGGCGCAGGCGGUCCCUUCGGAUCCCUCAGCAUGGCCACCGAGCAGGCCUGCCGCACGUUGCGAGCAUAUCGGAAGAAGCUUGCGUUGUCAGUCGAGCCCGUGAGCGAGGAGGCGCUCGCAGAGCUUGGCUCGGAGCUCCGAUUAACGGCCGCCGCUUUGAGCGACCGCGCCGUUAGAGACAAGGCCAUCAGUGACUCGGUCAUCUCGGGUCUCGUGGACCAGUUGGGGGAACACUUUGCUGACCAGGUUAAUGGCCAGGACGUGCCAGCCACUUCCCCCCUGCCCGUGUGUGAAAGAUGA
Molecule: messenger RNA, 3018 nt
Organism: Sodiomyces alkalinus F11
Lineage: Eukaryota; Fungi; Ascomycota; Sordariomycetes; Glomerellales; Plectosphaerellaceae
Product: WD repeat-containing protein
Exons: 1
Coding region: 1-3018 (1005 amino acids)
Biological process (GO): regulation of mitotic cell cycle; mitotic spindle organization
Cellular component (GO): mitotic spindle
Molecular function (GO): protein binding
Source: RefSeq, a predicted model, not a curated record